Molecule: messenger RNA, 516 nt
Organism: Leptosia nina
Lineage: Eukaryota; Metazoa; Arthropoda; Insecta; Lepidoptera; Pieridae
Source: the annotation of a GenBank genome assembly
AUGUUUACGAUUACUAAUAAUACUACCUCGCACAUCAAUAAAUGUAAAUGGGAAAGGACUAAAAUAGUUAAUAGUUAUAUUUUUAUAGGCGAUAAGACUAUCAUCUUCAAUAAAAAGUCUGUGGAGCAGAACAGUCAAGUCGUCAAAAGAAUAGUCAACAUGGCUCCGAGGUUUGAGAUUGCCGUCGGUCUGAAAAAAGGCCACAAAACAACUAAGAUUUCUGGUGGAAAGAAAGGCAUUACAGACAAAGCCAUCAGAAUUAGACCCGCCAGACUUAAGGGUCUCCAAACAAAACACUCCAAAUUUGUGAGGGAUUUGGUACGUGAAGUGGUUGGCCAUGCUCCUUAUGAGAAGAGAGUUAUGGAAUUGCUGAAGGUAUCAAAGGACAAGCGCGCCCUUAAGUUCUUGAAGAGACGCCUUGGCACACACAUCCGUGCUAAGAGGAAGCGUGAAGAGAUGAGCAACGUUCUUGUACAGAUGAGAAAGGCUGCAGCACACGCUCAUCACGCCCACUAA